Molecule: messenger RNA, 807 nt
Organism: Talaromyces stipitatus ATCC 10500
Lineage: Eukaryota; Fungi; Ascomycota; Eurotiomycetes; Eurotiales; Trichocomaceae
Product: pre-mRNA branch site protein p14, putative
Exons: 5
Coding region: 101-442 (113 amino acids)
Cellular component (GO): ribonucleoprotein complex; nucleus; cytoplasm
Molecular function (GO): mRNA binding
Source: RefSeq, a predicted model, not a curated record
ACAUCUCUGCCCAUUCAACGUUGUUAUCCACAACUACAAUCAAAAACACCUUAUUUUACAGCCUUAUUCCAGAACUCAUCAGCUCUUUCCGCAUACAAGAAUGAGCCGGAAGCUCGCUCCUGAAGCAAACCGUAUUCUCUUCGUGAAGAACUUGAGCUACAACGUCACAGCAGAAGAGCUCUUCGACCUCUUUGGCAAGUUUGGUCCAAUCAGACAAAUCCGUCAAGGUAUUGCGAAUAAUACCAAGGGCACCGCAUUCGUGGUAUAUGAGGACGUGAUGGAUGCGAAACAGGCUUGCGAUAAGCUGAACGGUUUCAACUUUCAGAACCGGUACCUUGUCGUACUUUAUCAUCAGCCAGAGAAGAUGGCUCGCUCAAGAGAAGACCUCGCAGAACGUCAAGAGAAUUUAGAACGCCUCAAACAGCAACACGGGAUAGAAUAACCGCUUCUAUAUUCUUCUACAACUUCUUUUCAUACUGGACCGAGGCUUGCUAGUAAAUUUUGAACUAUACAAGCAGCGCCCUCGCUCUCCAAUUUUAUGGCUUCACUGGGUUUUACGGCGUUUAUCAUUUUCAUUCUAUUCGAGUCGUUACGAUCGCUUACUUGUCACAUGCGUAUUAGUCGGUUCGAAACUUCUUUUUCAUGACGAACAACAGCCGGGGAAUAUCUCUGUUUAUUAUACAAGGAAAUGAUGGUUCACGUCGGCAGAUGAGAGUUUGAUCUUUUUGUAUGUUAAUUGCCACUGCUUUAUCACGCAACGAACGAGGCAUACCCGAGAUUGAAAUCGAACUAUGAUGGCAUCAAUGA